Messenger RNA from Doryrhamphus excisus (bluestripe pipefish), 3023 nucleotides. Lineage: Eukaryota; Metazoa; Chordata; Actinopteri; Syngnathiformes; Syngnathidae. The record is from RefSeq and is a predicted model, not a curated record.
GUCGCCGCCCUCGAGGCAGCUGGGGGAACCCGCUGCAAACGGCUCCUUUUCUGAACAGGGAGUUUAUUUUCAAGUCCAUACGAACCUUGAACAAAGUGGUCGCUGCAAACUCGAGCGUGUACGGACUCGGCUCCGCUCGACGAGAGCGACAGGUUCAGUAGCCACCUUUCUCGGCGUUUUUGGGUUGUUUCUUCCACUUUUUUCCCUUUGUGGUAGAUUAUCUUAGGAACCCUGUAGUAACCUUUGCCGUAAUUCCUAUUUGAACGAUUCCCACACGCGAGAACAGCGCAUGUAUGCGGCAUUUUCGCUCUGAUUUCACUUGACGUCUCGCUACGACGGCGCUUGUUUGCCCCCCAUCUUCUCCAACCCGUGACUGACGACGGCAAACGGACGUGACGCCACGAAUUUCCCGCCGUCUGAUUGGCUGCUGUGUGGUGUCGCAAAUAGUAUCAAGCUGGCAUAACUAACGCCGAAAAUGAUCAUCUUUGUCCACAGAGCAUGGCGGCGGUUCCUCCACUGCUCCGGACCGACUCGGCCCGAGGGGAGUUCUCCCCCCUGAAGCAUUUCGUGGUGGCCAAGAAGACUAUAAGCGGCGUGUUUGAGCAGCUACUCGAUUACGUGACCGAGACCUCCAAGUUUGUGGAAGAAACAUGCGAGAACAAAGCUCUGGAGCACAUUGCAAGUCCGGACCAAAAGUCUGAGAUCCAGGCGUACGCAGACAAGCUUGCCGUCAUCAAGGAGGUGCUGGCUCGCAGGCACAUGAAAGUGGCCUUUUUUGGCAGGACGAGUAACGGUAAAAGCACCGUGGUCAACGCCAUGCUGAGGGACCGCGUGCUGCCCAGCGGCAUCGGCCACACCACCAACUGCUUCCUGAGCGUGGAGGGUACGGAUGAGGACAAGGCCUACCUCAAGACGGAGGGCUCAGACGAGGAGAAGAGCAUCAAGACCGUCAACCAGCUGGCUCACGCGCUGCACAUGGACGAGAGUCUGGACGCCGGCUGUCUGGUUCGUGUUUUCUGGCCAAAGACCAAGUGUGCCCUGCUUCGGGACGACCUGGUGCUGGUGGACAGCCCAGGAACAGACGUCACGUCAGAGUUGGACAGCUGGAUAGACAAGUUUUGCCUGGACGCCGACGUCUUCGUGCUGGUGGCCAACUCGGAAUCCACGCUCAUGAACACGGAAAAGCACUUUUUCCACAAAGUGAAUGAACGCUUAUCAAAGCCCAACAUCUUCAUCCUAAACAAUCGCUGGGACGCCUCAGCAAACGAGCCGGAAUACAUGGAGGAUGUGAGAAAGCAGCACACGGAUCGUUGCGUGAACUUUCUGGUGGAGGAGCUGAAGGUGGUGGACCGCGAGCAGGCGCCCAAUCGCAUCUUCUUCGUGUCCGCCAAGGAGGUGCUCAACUCCCGCAUGCAGCGGGCGCAGGGCAUGCCCGAGACGGGUGGCGCCCUGGCGGAAGGCUUCCAGGAGAGAUUAAAGGAGUUCCACAGCUUUGAGAGGAGAUUUGAGGAGUGUAUCUCGCAGUCAGCAGUGAAAACAAAGUUUGAGCAGCACACAAUCAGGGCCGAGCAGAUCACAGAAAAAGUCAAGUGCAUCAUGGACGCCAUCAACAUCGAGGCGGCGGAGAAGAGGGUUGCGGCACUGGAGGAGCGAGAAUAUCAGCUGGAUCGGCUGGAUUUUGUACAAAAUCAGCUUCGGCUGCUGAUUGACGACAUCAACAAGAAGAUCAAGGCCAUCAGUGAAGACGUGGAGUCCAAGGUGUCCAACGCCAUGGGUGAGGAGAUCUGCCGUCUGAAUGUCAUUGUGGACGAGUUCCACGCCGACUUCCACCCGUCACCGCAUGUUCUCAAGCUCUACAAGUCUGAGCUGCUGGCUCACGUGGAACAGGGAAUGGGCAAGAACCUGGCCUUCCGCUGCUCCGAUGCCGUCAACGCCUCGGUCCAGUCCACUCAGAGAUACAUGACAGACAGCAUGGUACCUUUGCUGCCCUCCGCCAGCCAGAGCCAACUCCACCUGCUGGUGCCCAACAGGAAGCUGGACCUGAGUUACGACCUCAACUGCGCCUCGCUGUGCAACGACUUCCAGGAGAACAUCCAGUUCCGGUUUUCCUUGGGAUGGACCGCGUUGGUGCACCGCUUCCUGGGGUCCGUCCAUGCCGAGAGGGCCCUCAAGAUGGUGGACCAGAAGUUCCAGGCCUCCCUACCAGCCCCGCCCCCGGCCGCCACGCCCUCCUCGGGACCCCCUUCCCUAGCGCAGCCCAACCAGGACACGGCACUAAUGACGCAGGAAGACUUGAUGGUAGCCAUGGCGACCAACGUGGCCUCCAUCACCUCCCGCACGUCCAUGAGUGCUCUCGUCGUGGGAGGCGUGGUGUGGAGGACGCUGGGCUGGAGGCUCAUCUGCACGGCGGCCUCCCUCUACGGUCUGCUGUACCUGUACGAGCGCCUCACCUGGACCACCAAGGCCAAGGAGCGCACCUUGAAGCGCCAGUUUGUGGACUUCGCCACCGACAAGCUGCAGCUCAUCGUCAGCUUCACCAGCGCCAGCUGCAGCCACCAAGUGCAGCAGGAGAUGGCAACCACCUUCGCCCGCCUGUGCCAACACGUGGAAGUGACGCAGCAGGAACUGGAAACCCAAAUCCAGCAACUCUCAGCCAAGAUCGAUCAGCUGGAGGCCGUCCAGAACCGCUCCAAGACGCUACGGCACAAGGCCAGCCAGCUGGAGACGCAGUUGGAGACUUUUUCCAAGCAGUACCUGCAGCAUCACCACUGAAGAUUGACUAUGGAUUCAUUUCUAGCAUAUUUCUACCUUCAAGUCCAGCCCUCCUUGAAUAUCAGCAAGGCUGCUAACCAAGCAACUAACCAACUAACCGACUAACCAACCAACCGUCUGGGUGCUACCUGUGGACACUAACUGUGAAUACUGUAUGCCUUUUUUUCUCUUUAUGUGACGCAGGAAUAAGAACACAAAAGAUCCGUGUCAUUGUAUAAAUCACUUGAAUAAAAGGAUCAUAUUUUCUCAUA